This is a messenger RNA of Cebus imitator (Panamanian white-faced capuchin), 438 nucleotides long. Its product is annotated as 60S ribosomal protein L36a-like. NCBI's taxonomy places the organism in Eukaryota, Metazoa, Chordata, Mammalia, Primates, Cebidae. Gene Ontology annotation, molecular function: structural constituent of ribosome. The record is from RefSeq and is a predicted model, not a curated record. Gene Ontology annotation, biological process: translation. Gene Ontology annotation, cellular component: cytosolic large ribosomal subunit; ribosome. Bases 63 to 383 code for a protein of 106 amino acids. The transcript has a single exon.
UUUAAUUAAUACCGUUUCUGGUCCGGCCUCUUUCUUUCCGUGCCGGUAGCGCUCACGCAGAAAUGGUGAACGUUCCUAAAACCCGCCGGACUUUCUGUAAGAAGUGUGGCAAGCACCAACCCCACAAAGUGACACAGUACAAGAAGGGCAAGGAUUCUCUGUAUGCCCAGGGAAAGCGGCGUUAUGACAGGAAGCAGAGUGGCUAUGGUGGGCAAACUAAGCCGAUUUUCCGGAAAAAGGCUAAAACUACAAAGAAGAUUGUGCUGAGGCUGGAGUGCGUUGAGCCCAACUGCAGAUCUAAGAGAAUGCGGGCUAUUAAAAGAUGCAAGCAUUUUGAAUUGGGAGAAGAUAAGAAGAGAAAGGGCCAAGUGAUCCAGUUCUAAGUGUCAUCUUUUAUGAAGACAAUAAAAUCUUGAGUUUAUGUUCAAAAAAAAAAAA